AGCCAUGGCCAGGGGCGCUGGCGACGGGCCGCGGCCGGGCCUGCUGCUCCUGCUGGGCCUGCUGCUGCUGGUGGCCGGGCCGGGCGCGUGGUCGGCGCGGAGCCGCGGCGGCGCCGACAAGCAGAACAGCCUCCGGCGGGCGGCCAACGGCGUCUACCAGGGCGUCAGCGGCCUCUUCGGCGAGGAGAACGUGCGCGCCCUGCAGAAGUUCUUCUCCAGACUGACGGAGCGAUUCGUGUAUGGUGUGGAUGUUCUGGUAGAUACCUUCUGGAGAAUAUGGACAGACCUGCUGGACGUUCUUGGGAUUGACGCCUCCAACCUGACCCACUACUUCAGCCCCGGAGCCAUCGCCAACAACCCCACGCGGGCCCUCCUGCUGAUUGGCGCCAUCUUGCUGGCCUACUGGUUCGUCUCGCUCUUCCUCGGGUUCUUCUUCUACCUGCUGCACGUGCUGUGCGGCCGCUUCUUCUGGCUCGUGCGGGUCGCCCUCUUCGCCCUCUCCUGCGUGUACAUCCUCCAGAAGUACGAGGGGGAGCCGGAGCACGCCCUCCUGCCCCUGUGCUUUGUGGUGGCGGUCUACUUCAUGACGGGGCCGGUGGGCUUCUACUGGAGGCGGAGCAGCCACAGCACCCUCGAGGAGAAGAUCGACCACCUGGACAGUCAGAUCAGGCUCCUGAACAUCCGCCUCUCGAGGGUGAUCGAGAACAUGGACAGAGGCGGCGACCAGUGAAGCGGGCGGUCCGGCUCCACUUUCACACCAGCUCUCUAGGAAGUGGCUAAGCACUGUCUGUCUGUCUGUCUCUCUCGUUCGUGGAGACGUUACGAAGUGACGAGCUGACACCGGGGUAAAACCACGUGCAAACAUUAAGAUGUUAUAUGUUAGGAGUAGUUUAUACACUGGAAGAAAUGCGACAAAAAGAAAAUUAUACUUGUAAGAUAAGGUUCUUUAGCUGUAUAUUUAGAGAUUCUCCCCCCCCCCUCCACGAGUAGAAUUUU
Gekko japonicus is the source of this 996-nucleotide messenger RNA. RefSeq names its product BRI3 binding protein (gene BRI3BP). Bases 5 to 730 code for a protein of 241 amino acids. The transcript is spliced from 3 exons. Gene Ontology annotation, cellular component: mitochondrion. The record is from RefSeq and is a predicted model, not a curated record. NCBI's taxonomy places the organism in Eukaryota, Metazoa, Chordata, Lepidosauria, Squamata, Gekkonidae.